GGUUGGGAGGAUGGCGGGGCACCGGCUGGCAGGCGGGCAGUGAGGCGCUGUGAGGCGAGAGCGGCUGAGGCAUACCGGCCUGCGCGCGUGAGAAGUCCGGGGAGAGGCGGCAGGAAAGGCCGACUGAGGCCUUGUGAGGGAAAAGGAGCGAGGCCGGCGAGCGAGAGGGAUGUCUGGGGGCGCGCCGGGCAGCGCUGUGUCGGACCCGCAGCACCCGGCUCGGCUCCUGCGGGCGCUCAGCUCCUUCCGCGAGGAGGGCCGGUUCUGCGACGCCCACCUGGUGCUCGAGGGCCACGAGAUCCCCGUGCAGACCAACAUCUUGGCCGCCGCCAGCCCCUACAUCAGAACAAAACUGAACUACAAUCCACCAAAGGAAGAUGGUUCAACUUAUAAAAUCGAACUUGAAGGGAUAUCUGUGGAAAUUAUGAAAGAGAUAUUGGACUACAUUUUCAGUGGUCAGAUCAAGCUAAAUGAAGACACUAUCCAGGACGUAGUACAAGCCGCUGACCUCCUGCUGCUUACAGACUUAAAAACCCUGUGCUGCGAGUUCCUCGAAGGCUGCAUUGCUGCUGAGAACUGUAUUGGAAUCCGGGACUUUGCCCUGCACUAUUCCUUGCAUCAUGUGCAUUACCUCGCUUCAGAAUACCUGGAAACCCACUUCCGGGACGUCAGUAGUUCAGAGGAGUUCUUGGAACUAAAUCCUCAGAAGUUAAAAGAAGUGCUGUCCUUGGAGAAGCUCAACGUUGGGAACGAAAGACAUGUUUUUGAAGCAGUCCUGAGAUGGAUCGGCCAUGAUUCUGAAUUAAGAAAGGUUCACAUGAAGGAUGUCAUGUCAGCUGUCUGGGUAUCUGGGCUGGACUCUGCUUACUUGCGUGAGCAAAUGAUGAGCGAGCCGUUGGUACGGGAGAUCGUCAAAGAAUGUAACAACAUUCCGCUCAUGCCACCACAACAAGGGGAGGCAAUGCUAGCCUCCUUUAAACCCAGAGGAUAUUCGGAGUGCAUUGUGACUGUUGGCGGUGAAGAAAGAGUUUCCCGGAAGCCGUCAGCAACUGUGCGAUGUAUGUGCCCUCUGUAUGAUCCAAACAGACAACUCUGGAUAGAACUGGCCCCUCUGAGUUCACCCAGGAUUAAUCACGGUGUUCUUUCAGCUGAAGGGUUUCUGUUUGUACUUGGAGGUCAAGAUGAUAACAAAGUUACUUUGGGUUCUGGGGAGAAGUAUGAUCCAGAUACAAAUUCGUGGAGCCCUCUGACACCAAUGAAUGAGGCACGGCACAACUUUGGUUUAAUGGAGAUUGAUGGCGUGUUAUAUGUUCUGGGAGGUGAGGAUGGGGAGCGGGAGCUCAUCUCCAUGGAGUCCUAUGACAUUUAUAACAGGACGUGGACAAAGCAACCAGACCUGACGAUGAUUAGGAAGAUUGGUUGUUAUGCAGCUAUGAAAAAGAAAAUCUAUGCAAUGGGCGGUGGGUCUUACGGCAAACUUUUCGAAUCCGUCGAAUGUUAUGAUCCAAGGACCCAGCAAUGGACUGCCAUCUGUCCUUUGAGAGAGAGAAGGUUUGGAGCAGUGGCGUGCGGUGUGGCUUCAGAGCUCUAUGUCUUUGGCGGAGUGAGAAGUCGAGACGAUAAUCAGUCCAGUGAAAUGGUGACGUGCAAAUCGGAAUUCUAUCAUGAUGAAUUUAAAAGGUGGAUCUACUUGAAUGAUCAGAACUUAUGCAUCCCAGCUAGCUCUUCAUUUGUCUAUGGAGCUGUGCCCAUUGGAGCUAGCAUUUAUGUGAUUGGAGACCUUGACACAGGUACCAACUAUGAUUACGUUCGAGAGUUUAAAAGAAGUACCGGGACUUGGCACCACACAAAGCCGCUAUUCCCUUCGGAUCUUCGCCGUACCGGCUGUGCAGCGUUACGUAUUGCAAACUGCAAACUCUUCCGACUACAACUCCAGCAAGGGCUGUUCCGCAUUCGUGUUCCCUCUCCUUGAGACAUCUCUGGAAAGCCGAGGAGAUGAGAACGUCUUGAGAGGGUCCACCAUAACAACAUAGCUUUAUCUACAGAAGAAACAAAACAUCUUGCAUCAGAAAAUUAGACUGUAUGCUCAGCUUGGGUAUGGUAACUGUUCUAACUUUGUUUUUUUUAAAAACACACAACUGCUUAAAUGCUUAAGCCUCGACGUAUUUGUGGGCGAGCUGUCAUGCUUUGGCAACUGGCCAAGGAGACGCCUUCAGUUCUAUUUAUCUAAAGAUACUAAACCGUGCUAGCGAAGGAGUCCCUUUGCUUCUGACAAAGAGAAAUAGGUUAAGUAAAAUGGGAGAAAACAAGAGAGGUGCAUUUCCGCCAAGGGGAAUCGUUCUGCAUAACUGCACUGUCUUGAACUUUGUUAGCAUUGAUGACGCUCAAAAUAGUGUAUGAAAACCAAUCUUACUAGUCUGACAAAAGAGACAGUUGACUCCACUUUGGAGAGAGAGAUGGGCAAUCGCACCUUUAUUUACCAGGCCUUCCUUACAAUUUAAGGUCUGUGCCUGAAAGAGUAGAAUUGUACAUAUGUCAUUUUCAGUGGGUUUUUUUUUCAUUUCUAAGAAUCUUUUUUAAAAUCUAUUUAAAAUGGACUAAACUGAACUGAUCUAAGGGUUACAAUCAAAUAUAAAACAGAUGAUUACACAGGAUUUUUUAUCUUUAAACCUUGUGUAAAAAUCAAGCGAUCUAAGACGGUGUCACAUGUGAGCCACCGUACAGCCACGGUGUGGAUUUCAGAUGCUGCAAUAUCCAGUCCUCAUUUAAAGGGGGGAGGGCUGGGCCUUCAAGACCUGCCACACCGUUGCUAUGACGGGGCUAACGUGGCCCUGAGAAAUGUUGCUGUUUCGGAGAGCUGUGCUGUAAGGAGUCUCUUCUUUCAAGAUGACUUGAAAGUUGCUGUUGGCUGACCACAAGCCGAACAUAUUUACGGAAGUUCUAGACAAAAAAGUCAAGAAGAGGGAGCGUUAGGUGAUGUAGAGGUUGGGUGGGAUAGGAGGGAAGAGAAAACGAUUAAAAGGUAAUACAAUUUAAGAGUCAGUUUGGAGAGCUCCUGUGGGGAUCGAAAGCUGGUGUACAAAUGACUUCUUCCAAAUGCACAGUCUCCUUGACUACUGCUGACCUUUCAAAUGCCAUUGGUGAAGUUUUUUCUUUCCAGUUUUUUGUAGGUUUUGCUCAGACUAUUAAUAUUUAAUUGAAUUAUACAUAGACAGUUUCUGCUGGUAGAACACAAUUUACCUCACUACUGUAAAUUUUAUUUUGUUACCUGGUGUUUAUAACAAUCACAAAGAAAACGGGAGAAAGGCAGCUGCAACGUUCUGUGUUGUCUCAAACCCUAUUCUUGCACUGUACAUUAUUAUAAUUGAUAUAUUUCCCAUUCUGAACUAUUUUGGGUCCUUGAGCAGUCUUCUUUGUUGGACUUGUUGCUUAUCUUGUUUAUGCUAUCCUGAAUCCAAAGGGACUCGGUCUGAUUUAAAGGGAUAACACACUAAAGAAAGGGCACAAUUACAACAAGACGUUGAUGUGACAAUUCCUGAACUCCAUGGAUGGAGACAUUCCAACUUUGGGCACAGUCCAGCCGCAGCUUUAAACAGUUUUGAGUCCCGUUGAUCUCAGUGAGACACAUUGAAACACAUGCUUCUGUCGCUCACUGAAAUCAGUCAGGCUUAGAAGUGAUUAACUUUGGCUGGAUCAUUUUUUCCCCUCGUUUUUAAUAAGAAGACUGAAAAGAAUAACUCUUAAGUAAACAAAAGUUUUUAUUCCAUUAAUUUGUGCCACUAGGUAUGCCUGAUUCUGAUGUGUGUGAGUUUGGGCAUUUUUUUUUUGCUCGCUGGCCAUUUUCUUGAAAUAAAAUAAGCAUUUCCUUGAACAACGUAUGGCUAGGCUUGAAUAUACAAUGGGGCAUCUACCCCCACCCCCACAUACACCCUACAAGCCACCCAAAGGAAGGGCUAUUCCAGGAACCUGGGAUGGAGAAAGAGGAACUGCUACACCUUAUGUGUACCCAAAGGGGUUUCCUGAUUGGCAGCUGCAACAAAUUUUUGUUAAAAAUUCCCUUUAAGACAAGGCAAACUGUUGCAGAUUUUAACUGGAUUUGCAACCUCUGGCCCAAUGCAUUGGAAGUGACUCAGUUUAGUAUUACAUUUGCAUAUUCUAAUGGGCUUCCCUAUGCAUUAUUAUAAUACUGUAAGCUAUUAUUUCCAUCUUCAGCAGUCUUAUGAAUAGUCUGAAGUGUCUGUUUCUUGUAAAGUUGAUGCAAGUUUCUUUUUUAACAACUCUAUUGUGAAUAUAUUCUGCAAACUUGCAGCACCCCAUGGCUUAUUGGGAGUUGGGGCUUUCACCUUUAUCAUAUGGUCAGAUGCUAGUAUGAUUUGCAUACGCUUGUGAUUAUGAAAGCUGUGUUUUGCAUCAGUCAUGUUUGUGUUUUUGCUAAUGGUAAAAAUUUAGCAUACCUUUUA
Messenger RNA from Sphaerodactylus townsendi, 4460 nucleotides. It is a transcript of the gene GAN, whose product is annotated as gigaxonin. Lineage: Eukaryota; Metazoa; Chordata; Lepidosauria; Squamata; Sphaerodactylidae. The record is from RefSeq and is a predicted model, not a curated record. Bases 170 to 1972 code for a protein of 600 amino acids. The transcript is spliced from 11 exons. Gene Ontology annotation, biological process: cytoskeleton organization. Gene Ontology annotation, molecular function: protein binding.